GAGAAGUUAGCAUUUCGGGUGAGAUUCUUGCAACACUGCCGGCUGUAUUUUAUAUCAGUAGCCAGGUGUGGGCAGUGACUACAGGGUUUGGGAAAUCUCUUUUACCGGCCCAGGGAUCCAAGGCAUUCAGUGCAAAACCUGGACAGCAGCCCGAGUGAGUAGGAGCCAUGUGACUGGUGAGUUGGAGUGUGCGAUUGCCUCCUGCUUCAGAGCUACCUGAUCCGAAUACUAAGCAGAGCGAGUGCCGGGCUGAGCGUAAGACACUGAAGACACUGCAGAGAAAGGUGCUUAUUCCAGAAACGGUACAAGACAUGGAGAUUAAAGACCAGGGAGCCCAAAUGGAGCCGCUGCUGCCUACGAGAAAUGAUGAAGAGGCAGUUGUGGAUAGAGGUGGAACUCGUUCUAUUCUCAAAACACACUUUGAGAAAGAAGAUUUAGAAGGUCAUCGGACACUAUUUAUUGGGGUUCAUGUGCCCCUGGGAGGAAGAAAAAGCCAUCGACGGCACAGGCAUCGUGGUCAUAAGCACCGAAAGAGAGACAGAGAGAGAGAUUCGGGAUUAGAGGAUGGAAGGGAGUCACCUUCCUUUGAUACCCCAUCACAGCGAGUACAGUUUAUUCUUGGAACUGAGGAUGAUGAUGAGGAACAUAUUCCUCAUGACCUUUUCACAGAACUGGAUGAGAUUUGCUGGCGUGAAGGUGAGGAUGCUGAGUGGCGAGAAACAGCCAGGUGGUUGAAGUUUGAAGAAGAUGUGGAAGAUGGAGGAGAAAGGUGGAGCAAGCCUUAUGUGGCUACUCUCUCACUGCACAGCUUGUUUGAGUUAAGAAGUUGUAUUCUGAAUGGAACUGUGUUGCUAGACAUGCAUGCCAACACUUUAGAAGAAAUUGCAGAUAUGGUCCUUGACCAACAGGUGAGCUCAGGUCAGCUCAAUGACGAUGUACGUCACAGAGUUCACGAGGCACUAAUGAAACAGCAUCACCACCAGAAUCAGAAAAAACUCACCAACAGGAUUCCCAUUGUUCGUUCCUUUGCUGAUAUUGGCAAGAAACAAUCAGAACCAAAUUCCAUGGAUAAAAAUGCAGGUCAGGUUGUUUCUCCUCAUUCUGCUCCAGCCUGUGUUGAAAAUAAAAAUGAUGUGAGCAGGGAGAACAGCACGGUUGACUUCAGCAAGGGACUGGGAGGCCAACAAAAGGGGCACACUAGUCCAUGUGGCAUGAAACAAAGGCAUGACAAAGGACCUCCACACCAGCAAGAGAGAGAGGUUGAUCUGCAUUUUAUGAAAAAGAUUCCUCCAGGUGCGGAAGCUUCAAACAUCUUAGUGGGAGAACUGGAGUUCUUGGACAGGACUGUAGUUGCGUUUGUCAGGUUGUCUCCAGCUGUUUUGCUUCAAGGACUGGCUGAAGUCCCAAUCCCAACGAGAUUUUUGUUUAUUCUUCUGGGACCUCUGGGAAAGGGUCAACAGUACCAUGAGAUUGGCAGAUCAAUUGCAACCCUAAUGACAGAUGAGGUAUUUCAUGAUGUUGCUUACAAAGCUAAAGACCGUAAUGACUUGGUAUCGGGAAUUGAUGAGUUUCUGGAUCAAGUCACUGUUCUCCCUCCAGGGGAGUGGGAUCCAAGCAUUCGAAUAGAGCCUCCCAAAAACGUUCCUUCCCAGGAGAAGAGGAAGAUUCCUGCUGUGCCAAACGGAACAGCAGCUCCUGGGGAAGCAGAGCCCCACGGGGGACAUAGUGGCCCUGAACUCCAGCGAACUGGAAGGAUUUUUGGGGGCCUUAUUUUAGAUAUUAAAAGAAAAGCUCCAUACUUCUGGAGUGACUUCAGAGAUGCUUUCAGCCUGCAGUGCUUAGCAUCUUUUCUAUUUCUCUACUGCGCGUGUAUGUCUCCUGUCAUCACAUUUGGAGGACUGCUGGGAGAAGCAACUGAAGGACGGAUAAGUGCAAUCGAAUCUCUUUUUGGAGCGUCCAUGACUGGGAUUGCCUAUUCUCUCUUUGGUGGACAGCCUCUCACCAUAUUAGGCAGUACAGGACCAGUUUUGGUGUUUGAAAAGAUCUUGUUUAAAUUUUGCAAAGAAAAUGGGCUGUCCUACCUGUCUUUAAGAGCUAGUAUUGGACUUUGGACUGCCACUCUGUGUAUCAUACUUGUGGCCACCGAUGCGAGCUCUCUUGUCUGCUAUAUCACCCGCUUCACUGAAGAGGCUUUCGCUUCUCUGAUUUGCCUCAUUUUCAUUUAUGAGGCCCUAGAGAAGUUGUUUGAACUCAGUGAAGCAUAUCCAAUCAACAUGCAUAAUGACUUGGAACUGCUAACACAGUACUCGUGUAACUGUGUGGAACCACAUAAUCCGAGCAAUGACACAUUGCAGGAAUGGAGAGAGUCCAAUAUUUCUGCCUCUGACAUAAUUUGGGAGAACCUAACUGUGUCGGAAUGCAAAUCAUUGCAUGGAGAGUAUAUUGGACGAGCCUGCGGCCACGAUCACCCGUACGUUCCAGAUGUUCUCUUUUGGUCAGUGAUCCUGUUCUUUUCCACAGUUACUCUGUCAGCCACCUUGAAGCAGUUCAAGACUAGUCGCUAUUUUCCAACCAAGGUUCGAUCCAUAGUGAGUGACUUUGCUGUCUUUCUUACCAUUCUGUGUAUGGUUUUAAUUGACUAUGCCAUUGGGAUCCCAUCUCCAAAACUACAAGUUCCAAGCGUUUUCAAGCCCACCAGAGAUGAUCGUGGCUGGUUUAUUACACCUUUAGGUCCGAAUCCAUGGUGGACAGUAAUAGCUGCUAUUAUUCCAGCUUUGCUUUGCACUAUUCUAAUUUUUAUGGACCAACAGAUCACAGCUGUCAUCAUCAACAGGAAAGAGCAUAAGCUGAAGAAAGGUUGCGGGUACCAUCUGGACCUAUUAAUGGUGGCUUUAAUGCUGGGAGUGUGCUCCAUCAUGGGCCUGCCGUGGUUUGUGGCCGCCACUGUCCUCUCCAUCACUCACGUCAACAGCCUGAAACUGGAAUCAGAAUGUUCAGCUCCAGGAGAACAACCCAGAUUUCUUGGCAUUCGGGAGCAAAGGGUUACGGGGCUUUUGAUUUUUAUUCUUAUGGGUUCAUCAGUCUUUAUGACCAGCAUUCUGAAGUUUAUUCCCAUGCCAGUUCUGUAUGGAGUGUUUCUUUAUAUGGGUACUUCAUCUUUAAAGGGAAUUCAGUUGUUUGAUAGAAUAAAGCUAUUCUGGAUGCCUGCAAAACAUCAACCAGAUUUUAUAUAUCUAAGGCAUGUUCCACUUCGAAAAGUCCAUCUCUUCACGGUUAUUCAGAUGAGUUGCCUUGGCCUUUUGUGGAUAAUAAAAGUUUCAAGAGCUGCUAUUGUCUUUCCCAUGAUGGUGUUAGCUCUGGUAUUCGUAAGAAAGUUAAUGGACCUUUUGUUUACCAAACGGGAACUCAGCUGGCUGGAUGACUUAAUGCCUGAGAGUAAGAAAAAGAAGCUAGAAGAUGCUGAAAAAGAAGAAGAACAAAGUAUGCUAGCUAUGGAAGAUGAGGGCACAGUACAGCUCCCAUUGGAAGGGCACUAUAGAGAUGAUCCAUCUGUGAUCAAUAUUUCUGAUGAAAUGUCAAAGACUGCCUUGUGGAGGAACCUUCUGAUUACUGCUGACAACUCUAAAGAUAAGGAGUCAAGCUUUCCUUCUAAAAGCUCCCCUUCCUAAUCACUCUAGAAGCUGAUUCCCCAAAGCAUUGAAAGCCGAAAGGAGAAGAAAGCUGACUCAGGGAAAGGUGUUGACAGGGAGACUUGUCUAUGACUUGAUCUUCAAUUUAUUUUUUACAUAUAUAUGAGAAGAGUGCCACAAUUAUUAAUAAAACUGCUUUGAUCAUGUAUUGUAAAUUCUGUCUCUCGUCCCAAAUCCACCUUCAUACUGUAAGUAGUGCUAUACUUGUUUCAUUUCUGUGUUUGAACUUCUGAGCAGUGAGACACCCUUGUGAGCAUAUACAGUAGCUGAUCAAAGAAUCUCUGUGUUCCUUGCUGUAUGUUGGACAUUUGUAAGCACUGGAUUCUCAUUGUUAGUUUUAUGGGAGCAACUGCUUUCUUAAAGAGAUAAGUCAUAUUCACCCAGUUUGUAUUUUCCUACUUUAGUGACCUGAAGAUACCUGAUAAUUUCAUUCAGAAGAAUUUUGAAACGUAGUUUUACUUCUUUUUAUUUUUUAUAGCUUAGCAUCAGUGACUUAUGUCAAAAGACCCAAAUCAGAAAGUUAGUUUGAAAGCAUUUUUUAAUAAUUGUAUUUAUGCAUUUCCUUGAUUUAAUAUGAUACAUUUAAUACUUAAAAAUUUGUAUGUUACUAAAACCUAAAGCCAUUUGGAAAAAUAUGUGGAAACCUGCUCAUGGCUUGUGCAGAGUCAAGUAGUAUUUGCUUAAAAUUCAAAUUGUGAUUAUAUGACCAAGUCCUAGGCUUGUAUGAAAUGCAUUUGAAAAACUUUGUAAGUUUUGUGCAAUUUUCAAUGUAAACCUUUAUCAAGAAUACACUAUUAAGUUUCUCUCCCAUUGACAACAAAUGUUUUCCAAAUAAACCUACUAUAUACAA
This is a messenger RNA of Manis javanica (Malayan pangolin), 4539 nucleotides long. RefSeq names its product solute carrier family 4 member 10 (gene SLC4A10). Gene Ontology annotation, cellular component: basolateral plasma membrane; plasma membrane. Lineage: Eukaryota; Metazoa; Chordata; Mammalia; Pholidota; Manidae. Gene Ontology annotation, molecular function: monoatomic anion transmembrane transporter activity; solute:inorganic anion antiporter activity; sodium:bicarbonate symporter activity. The record is from RefSeq and is a predicted model, not a curated record. Gene Ontology annotation, biological process: bicarbonate transport; regulation of intracellular pH; transmembrane transport.